GCUUAGCGGCAGACUGCAGCUUUUUGACCCAGCGCGACGCACGAGCGGACAUCUGAGCCAUGGAUGCAGAGGAGAGACCCUCCGCCGAUCGGGCCGUGCAGCUCCUGGACAUCAGCUCCAAAUCGGCCCCUGCUGAACCCAAAGGUGCGCUAGAGUCCGGCCAGCCGGAGAAGCCGCCGUAUUCAUACGUGGCUCUCAUCGUGAUGGCCAUCAAGGAGAGCCAAGGCAAGAGACAAACCCUGGGCGGAAUAUACGAGUACAUCAUCUCCAACUUCCCCUACUAUGAGAAGAACAAAAAAGGAUGGCAGAACAGUAUCAGGCACAAUUUGUCUCUCAAUGAGUGUUUCGUCAAGGUGCCCAGGGAAAGCGGAGGGGACAGGAAGGGCAGCUACUGGAUGCUCGACCCAGCAUUUGAGGACAUGUUCGAGAAGGGGAACUACCGGCGGCGCAGGAGGGUGAGGAGACCCUACAGACCUCCAAGUGUGCCUUACCUGACCGGGAGCCCCCUGGACUAUCCCGAGCCGCUCUACCUGCAGCCUUACGUGAGCUCCUGGGGUCUGUGCCAGCCCGGCUCGUCCCAGCCGACCGGAUACCCAUCAUCCCAGGUCAUGGCCGGGAGCACCCGCAGCGCGUCCCCCAGCCGCCCGGUGAGCUCCUACUGCCCGCCCCCGCUCUUCCACCACCACCCUGCCUACGGCGCGUACCACCGCCACCCGCCCGUGCUGGUCCCCCACAACGGGUGUCCCUACGGCGGGGUGACCCAGCCUAUGAGCCCAGACGGAGGCACCGUUUCCGUGGCAAGCAGCUACCAGCAGUUCACCUCCUAUGCGAGGCAAUCGGAGGCGCCGCUCGCUCAUACCUUUGACCUGUAAGGUUUUCAGUUGUUCCGACCCCCCCUGACUCUUACAUUCACGUGUUCACCGUUUUAACCCGGCUGUCAUUCGUUUGUCAGGCAAAGUUAAUUGUCUGGUAGUUUGAUAAGUUGCAAAUUCCUUCACUGUUAACUGUUAAAUAUGCUGUUGGUUAACUUUUUUUUUGACAGCCUACAGUUUCAAAUGAAAUACUGUUAGCACUCAAUGCAUUUUGCUUCAGAAAUGGCACCGGUCAAGUGUGAACUGCAGGAAGACAGCUAAUUUCAAGUCUGACCUUAGUUUAUGCCUCUUUUGUUGGACAAUUAUUUUUAUUAUAAUUAUUUUGCAACCAAAUGAGCUAGUUUCUUUUCUUUGUGUGUGUGUUUGUGUUUUGUUGUUAUUAUUUGUGUUUUAAUAGUUUCGUUAGUUAGGAAUAGACCUAUGCAUUUGUGACUAUUUAUUUCUUUUCUCUGGGUUUAUCCCAUUCUCCGAGCUGCUAUGCAACAGGUGACACUGAAGCACUGAUCAGAUUUCUUAUUCGAUUGUGAAUGUUUACUUGAUGUAAAAUACAUCAUAUUUGUUCAAAUAAAAUGUUAUUUUUGCAUCAAAUAC
Chelmon rostratus (copperband butterflyfish) is the source of this 1463-nucleotide messenger RNA. RefSeq names its product forkhead box L2-like (gene foxl2l). The coding region runs from base 60 to 872 and encodes 270 amino acids. The record is from RefSeq and is a predicted model, not a curated record. Gene Ontology annotation, biological process: cell differentiation; regulation of transcription by RNA polymerase II; anatomical structure morphogenesis. Lineage: Eukaryota; Metazoa; Chordata; Actinopteri; Chaetodontiformes; Chaetodontidae. Gene Ontology annotation, molecular function: RNA polymerase II cis-regulatory region sequence-specific DNA binding; DNA-binding transcription factor activity, RNA polymerase II-specific. The transcript has a single exon.